Molecule: messenger RNA, 3856 nt
Organism: Musa acuminata subsp. malaccensis (wild Malaysian banana)
Lineage: Eukaryota; Viridiplantae; Streptophyta; Magnoliopsida; Zingiberales; Musaceae
Product: probable NAD kinase 2, chloroplastic
Biological process (GO): NAD+ metabolic process; NADP+ biosynthetic process
Molecular function (GO): NAD+ kinase activity
Source: RefSeq, a predicted model, not a curated record
GAGAACAGGAAAUGGAUAUAAAGCGCCAGUCGCCAUCCCCGGCGGCGCCUCUUAUGUGUGGAUGGAAACGGCAGUGUCCCGCCCUCACGCUUCCCCUUCCACACCACCACAGAGAGAAGCCCCAUAACACGCCGCGCGAGAGCCGAACACCCCCUUCCUUCUAUCCACAACAAUCCAAUUCCAAUUCCCUUUACCCCCUUCAUCGAUGGUGGUAGCGGUGGCGGUGGUGAAUCUUGCGGCGAUCGGUGCCUUGGAGCCGUGGAGUUGAUCAUCGCGAUCUUUCUUUGUGUUCAUUCAGGUAAUUUGUUGGGAUCGGAUGCUAGUGGCCUGCGCUGGCGGAGGGCCCCUGAAGCCCUGCCUUGCAUCCGGCGAGAAGAGCGGCGGCCGUGGCGGCCUUCUCGGGGUCUCCUCGGUGAAGCGCCGGUGGUGGAGGAAGACCGGACUCGAUGAGGCUCCUCCUCGCUGUGCUGUCACCGCUCGAGCCCGGCUCUCUAAUUUCUUCUCUUCCCCUUUUGGGUUGGAUUCUCAGACCUCCCAAACUCAAGAUGUAUCCCAAUUGCUGUGGAUUGGCCCUGUACCUGGUGACAUUGCUGAAGUGGAAGCAUACUGUAGGAUCUUUAGAGCUGCAGAGCAACUGCAUUCUGCUAUAAUGAAUACAUUAUGCAACCCAGAAACUGGAGAGUGUGCUGUUCCAUAUGACAUCCCGUCUGAGGAUGUGCCACUGUUGGAAGACAAGGUAGUUGCUAUACUUGGCUGCAUGUUAGCAUUGCUAAAUAGAGGUAGAGAAGAUGUCCUGUCAGGUAGGGCAUCCUUUGUGAAUUCAUUUCAGGCCUCAGAUGUGAAUAGUUUGGAUGGCAAGCUUCCUCCACUUGCUGUUUUCAGAGGUGAAAUGAAAAGGUGCUCUGAGAGUUUGCAAGUUGCACUUGCAAAUUAUUUGGCAAUUUCUGAUAGCCACAGCACUGAUAUCUGGAGGCGACUGCAAAGGUUAAAGAAUGCUUGUUAUGAUGCUGGAUUUUCACGAUCUGAUGGCUAUCCUUGUCCAACAAUAUUUGCCAAUUGGUGUCCUGUCUACUUCUCCACUAUAAAAGAAGACAAUGUUCCAGAAGAUUCUGAAGUAGCAUUUUGGCGGGGUGGUCAGGUGACAGAUGAAGGUUUGGCCUGGUUAUUAGAGAAGGGAUUUAAAACAAUUGUAGAUCUGAGGGAAGAGGUUGUCAAGGAUGAAUACUACCUGACUGCUAUUAAGAAGGCUGUUUCACGAGGAAAGAUCGAGUUAGUAAAUUUGCCAGUUGAAGUUGGAACUGCUCCUUUGAUGGAACAAGUUGAGCAGUUUGCUAUGUUGGUAGGGGAUCCAAAUAGAAGACCAAUUUAUCUGCAUAGCAGAGAAGGGGUUGGCAGAACUUCUGCUAUGGUUUCAAGAUGGAGGCAGUAUGUAACACGAUCCUCUGUGCAGUCUGUUUCAACCCACCAGCUUAACCUGAAUGGAAAACCUUGGAAACAUGCAACGGAAGAGGGAAGCCAAAAGCUGCAGAAUUCCAUCUCAUCAGAAUAUAGUGAAGGAAUAUCUUUGGAAGAUGACAUCAUUUCACAGUCUUUUUCAGAUGCAUCUCCAAGUACUUUAGAAACUCAACAUCAGAAUGAAAAAAUGAAUUCCAAGCCUGCUUUAGUGGAUAGCUCCCUACCAAAACAUGAUAUUAAUGCAGGUCAAUGUUCAAACUUCUCUACAGGAAGUGAUCCAUUGAAGUCACAGUUUCCUACUUGCAAUAUUUUCUCCCGGAAAGAAGUCACUGAGUAUUUUAGAAGUAGAGAAAUUUCUCCUAAAACUUAUGUUAUUAAAUUGCAGAAAAGAUCCGAACCAUUGUCUAUUACAGGGGAGUCAUACAAAUUGCUGGGUCAAAGUAAUGGAACCUUGAUGGAAUCCAAGUUAUCAGGUCAAACACAGUCAGAAAAAUCAAAGGAGAAACCAAGUGAUGGUUAUCUCAAUCUUGGGGUCAACCCUAGUAGUUUUACAAAUGGAAAACUUAGCAAAAAUGUUAAUACUGCAACUUUUGAUGUAAAUGUGAAUGGUUAUCAUAAAUUGGGAGACAAUGACACUACUGAGCCUAGUGUUAACAAUUUGAGCACUAACUUCGGUGGGCAGGCUUUUUCUAUCACCUCAGGAGAAGGCAAAAAGAAGAAUGCUAAAAGUUCUAUGGAGUUAGAGAGUGAUAGUUUGGCUCUUGUUGGGGGAGACAUGUGUGCUUCGACUACUGGCGUCGUCAGAAUUCAAUCAAGAAGGAAAGCUGAAAUGUUUUUGGUUCGUACUGAUGGGUUUUCUUGCACCAGAGAAAAGGUAACAGAGUCCUCUUUGGCUUUUACACAUCCAAGUACCCAGCAACAGAUGCUCAUGUGGAAGUCUCCUCCGAAGACCGCAUUACUGUUGAAAAAGUUAGGGAAGGCGCUCAUGGAAGAAGCCAAAGAGGUUGCUUCUUUUCUGUAUUAUCAAGAGAAAAUGAAUGUUCUUGUUGAGCCUGAUGUGCAUGAUAUAUUUGCAAGGAUCCCAGGUUUUGGUUUCAUACAAACCUUCUAUAAUCAAAAUUCCAGUGACCUUCAUGAGAGAGUUGAUUUUGUGGUAUGUUUGGGAGGUGAUGGUGUCAUUCUGCAUGCUUCAAACUUAUUCAGAGGUGCAGUCCCUCCUGUUGUCUCCUUUAAUUUGGGAUCCCUUGGAUUCCUCACAUCACAUACUUUUGAGGAGUACAGGAAGGACUUGAGGGCGGUCAUCCAUGGGAACAACACACUAGGAGUCUAUAUAACUCUUCGAAUGCGUUUACGAUGUGAACUAUUUCGUAAUGGAAAAGCAGUACCCGGAAAAGUGUUUGAUGUUCUGAAUGAAGUAGUAGUUGACCGUGGUUCUAACCCGUAUCUUUGCAAAGUCGAGUGCUAUGAGCAUAAUCAUCUAAUAACUAAAGUACAAGGUGAUGGGGUUAUAGUAGCAACGCCCACUGGGAGCACAGCAUACUCAACAGCUGCUGGAGGAUCUAUGGUUCACCCUAAUGUUCCAUGCAUGCUAUUUACUCCAAUCUGCCCACAUUCUCUGUCAUUUAGACCUGUCAUACUUCCUGAUUCUGCACAGCUUGAGAUGAAGAUUCCAGAUGAUGCGAGAAGCAACGCAUGGGUUUCUUUUGAUGGCAAAAGGAGACAACAACUAUCUAAAGGAGAUUCCAUUCGCAUAGCAAUGAGUCAGCACCCACUUCCAACUGUAAAUAAAUCUGAUCAGACUGGCGAUUGGUUCCGUAGCCUGAUCAGGUGCUUAAAUUGGAACGAGAGACUCGAUCAGAAGGCACUAUGAUGGUCACAUACCAAACUGCUCCCCUGUCGCUUACAUCUCUGUACAGUACUAUACUUCAAAUACCAAGUUGAGUGAGCUACCCAACAACCUCAACUUCAUCCAAAUAAGGUUGAUGAAGUAUGUCCCUUGAUCUAUAGGCAAGAGAUGUCCAAGAUGGUUGUGUGGUUGUGAUUACCAUGAAUCAUCAUCAUUUGAACCGUUUCCCAUGAACAUGGUGUUGCUUAAAGAGUAGAGCUCAGUGCUGAUGACCCCAUGGAGAUUUCACCGAAUUCUACAUCAGGCUAUGGACAAAAUUGAAGUCCUCAAAAAUCGAUAUCAAUUACCUGGCCAAGAUCUCAUUCGAUGAGGCAGGGUCUCCGUGUUAGGCUGGAUGAAGACAUGGAUACUGGAAAGUGGUGCUUGCUUGGUCUCUUGAGUCUGCUGAUAAUUCUGGAAGUUUUCUUCUAUACACCAAGAACUGUAUCUUUUAGUUUAUCCUUUGAACAGUAUAUACAAGCAUGAAAUAGAAAUGUUGUGCAGCAGUUAAUACCA